Molecule: messenger RNA, 1581 nt
Organism: Sporothrix brasiliensis 5110
Lineage: Eukaryota; Fungi; Ascomycota; Sordariomycetes; Ophiostomatales; Ophiostomataceae
Product: pH-response regulator protein palC
Exons: 1
Coding region: 1-1581 (526 amino acids)
Biological process (GO): cellular response to pH
Cellular component (GO): plasma membrane
Source: RefSeq, a predicted model, not a curated record
AUGCCGUACCCGUUCGUCUUGCCGACCACGUCGGCCUUUGUCUUCACAACGGCCUUUGACAGCCCGACACACCCCUCUCUGCCGAGCACCGCAUCGACCUACCGAAGUGUUGUCCGCGACACGCUGAAGCGCCACAAGCGGAUGCCGCCCGAGACGCAGUCGUCCAAUCUCGGUCUGGUCGUGUCAAGUCUCGAAGACUAUCUGCCGUACCUGAUUGCCUUGGCCGACGGUCUGGCGGGGCGCCGCAGGGACGUACAGGUCUCCGUCUUGCCACAGCGAAGGAACAAGGGGCCGGGACCUUUGGCUGCAGCCGGACCUGAGUCUGGGCCUGGAUCCGCGCCUGCGCCCGCAGCAGCAUCCGGCCCCGCCCUCGAGUGGCGGCCGGUCCUCGCGGAGGCACGCCUGCCCGGGAAAGAGCCGCCGCGGGUGCGUAUUCCGCUGAACCGGGCUGCGCUCGACGCCGAAGCCGUUUUUGUCCUCGCAGCUCUCGGCCACGCCUACACAUUGCAAGCCCGUGCGGCCCUGCAGCCACUCUACGUCGUCACCUCCGUCGUGCCCGUCGGCAGUGAGCAGCGCAAGGCGGCGCUCGCCACGGCCUUGAAGCACCUGCAGACGGCCGCCGGCGUGUUUUCGUUUGCCACCACCUUUGCCGAGUCGUCGUCGUCGUACGCCGCCUCCGCCUCCCCGUCGCCCGAGGUGUCUGCCUCCACGCUGCGGUCGCUCGCGGCGCUCGCUCUGGCCGAGGCCACCCUCUUGGCGGUUCUGAAGGACGACCCGUACCCGGCGGCCGUCGCGCAGGACCGCAACGAGCACGACCGCGAGUGGAUGUACAAGGCGCCCGACCUGCCGAAAGUGCGCGCCCACCUCUAUGCCCGCCUGUGUCUGGCCGCCGCGGAACACGCCGCCCGCGCCGCGAGCGGCGUGUCCGGUGUCGCGGGCAUCAGCCGCGCGUUUGUGCGCUACCUGCAGGACCUGCGGCACACGAGCCGCGCCAAGGCCUGUCGCUUCUUUGCCAUUGAUGCCGACCUGGGCGGCCAGACGGGGACGGCCCUGGCAUGGGUGCACGGCGCGCUCCUGGAGCUGAGGGACGGUAGCGGUGGACCGGGCGGCGCGGCCGGACGGGGCAGCGCGAGCCCGUCCUCCUCGCCAGCCGCCGACAAGAAGAGCCUGCUGGACCGCUUCAAAAAGGACCGCGCCGAGAAGCGCGAAAAGAAGGAGGACAAGCGCGUCGAGCGCGGCGCCGGCUGGGGCGGCGACGCCGGCCGGCUCGAAGAAACGCGCGUGCUGGCCAUGCUCGACGCCAAAUGGACCAAGCAAAACGACACCGUCAACACGCAGCGGAUCCCGCCAGCCGGGCCCCUGGUGGCCCAAAUGCCCUCGGGCCGCGAGUUUGCCACGGUGCAGCCCAUGGUCCGGCCACAACUGGAUGCCUCCGUCCUGGAAGCCAUGCGGGCGCCGCGGGACCCGCUGGAUGCAUUGGGCGACGAGGUGGAUGGUGUGACUCUGGUCAGCUCCGACGACGAGGGCCCGGAGCUACCAACCUCUGGAAGGCAGUCUGCAGCACCCAGCUCCUAUUUUUAA